Molecule: messenger RNA, 1148 nt
Organism: Micromonas pusilla CCMP1545
Lineage: Eukaryota; Viridiplantae; Chlorophyta; Mamiellophyceae; Mamiellales; Mamiellaceae
Exons: 1
Coding region: 43-1062 (339 amino acids)
Biological process (GO): fructose 1,6-bisphosphate metabolic process; glycolytic process
Cellular component (GO): cytosol
Molecular function (GO): fructose-bisphosphate aldolase activity
Source: RefSeq, a predicted model, not a curated record
CUCAGCGCGGACGAGAAGGCGCACCUGGAAAAGAUCGCGGCGAUGAUCGGCACGCCUGGGAAGGGCAUCACCGCGUGCGACGAGGGCCCGGGCACGAUCGGCGACCGACUGGCCGCGGUGGGCGUGGAGAACACCGAGGAGAACCGCCGUUCGUACCGCCAGGUCUUGUUCGAGGCGCGCGACGCGAACGAAUACCUCAGCGCGGCGAUCUUAGACCCGGAGACUCUGUACCAGAAGAGCAGCGACAGCGGGGAUCUCUUCCCGAAGGUGCUGAUGGACCGCGGGAUCGUCCCGGGGGUGAAGCCGCACCUGAAGGUGUACGCGCUCCCGGGGCAGAGCGGCGCGACGGUCAUGCAAGGCCUCGACUCGCUCGCGGCGCGGUGUGCGGAGUACAAGGCCGCCGGGUGCGAGUUCGCGAAGUGGCGGUCGCCGAUGGAGAUCGACGUCGCGAACGGUCAGCCCUCGGACGUUAUCAUCGAGGCGAACAUGAGAGACCUCGCGAGGUACGCGUUGAUCUGCCAAGCCGAGGGGCUCGUGCCCAUCGUGGAGCCGGACGUGAGCCUGAAGGGCGACCACGACCUCGAGACCGCGGUGCGGGUCAACUUGAAGAUUCAGUCCGAGCUGUUCAAAGCGAUGCUCGACCACGGCGUGUACAUGGAGGGCGCGGUGUUGAAAUCGAACAUGGUGAACCCGGGGAAGGACUGCGCGACGUCGUACACCGUGGACGAGAUCGCCGUCGCGAACCUUCAGGUGUUUCGCCGAUGCUUCCCCACCGCCAUGGUCACCGCGAACUUUCUGAGCGGCGGGCAGUCGUUAGAGGACGCCGCCGCGCGUCUCGACGCGAUCAACAAGCACAAAGGGCCGAGGGAUCCGUGGAACUUGUCGUUCUCCUGGUCCGCCGCGAUUCAGAUGCCGCUGUUCCAGCUGUGCAAGGGCACGGGCGAGCUGCAGCUGGAAGCGAUGGGAGAGCUGUACGUGAAAGAGCUCGCGAUCGCGAGCGCGGCGGCGCGCGGGGAAUGGACGCGGAGCGGCACGGACGGCGACCACAAGGGGAAAAAGUGAAGUGAUGCGUAUAGCGUAUCGUGAUCGCGUAGUCGUCGUCGUCGUCGUCGUCGUCGUCGCGAUGUGAUAAAAAAUCGCGGAGAAAU